Molecule: messenger RNA, 2349 nt
Organism: Ectocarpus siliculosus
Lineage: Eukaryota; Phaeophyceae; Ectocarpales; Ectocarpaceae
Source: the annotation of a GenBank genome assembly
AUGGGUGACAACGUCGCCAUGGAUAACGGCGAGCUCAAAGUUGAUCCACAGCAGGAAGAGGCGCAACAACUACAACUCCAGCAGCAGCCUGAUUCUUCUUCGACCGCUGAAGAAGCUCUGCAAGUGGGGCCACCUGCCGACGCUGCAUCCACUACUACGCCAGCAUCGCCUGUGCUCGUAUUUCUCAACUCCGCUAGCGGCGGAAAGAUGGGCCCCAAAGUGCUGGAGAAAAUUCGAGCCCUCAUCCCGGAGUCGCAGUUGUUCGAUCUGCAGGAGGUCGGCCAGGGCAGGUGGAAGCCUGAAGACAAGCUCAAGCUUUUCCAGCACACCAAGGACACAAAGGUCCUGAUCUGCGGGGGGGACGGGACGAUGGGCUGGAUCCUGUCGUGCAUCGACCGCUUGCGCAUGGCGGCGGAGCCGAGCCCUUCUGUAUCACAAGAGGAGAAUUUUCCCGUGGCCAUGAUGCCCUUGGGGACAGGCAACGACUUGGCGAGGACGUUCGGGUGGGGCCCGGGAUUCACGAGGGCCAUGCUCAAGCCCAAGUUUCUCGAUCGGGUGAAGGAGGCCCCCGCCGCGAGGCUCGACAGGUGGUUGCUGUCCGUGAUGCCGUACGAGCCACUGGGCUCCGAGGCAAAGGUGAAGUCAACCAAGAUCCCCCCGACCUUCAGCCUCCACAGGUACGCCUCUGCGAUUGGAGACCCCAUCGGGGGGGGACAAGACUUGGCGGGGGCGGUAAUGAACGAUGCGUCUGAGCACAAGCGGACCCAGAGCGUGCUGAGGAUAGGCAGGAGCUUCUCCGUGAAGAUGUCGUCGCAAGCGAAAUCGGUGCACGAGGACGAGAUGAACCGCAGCUCGUCGCAAGGAUCGCGAAGCCUGGCAAGCUCUCGACACGGCGACGUUGAAGGAGGGUUCCGGGGAAGUUUCGGCGCGGCGAGCGCCUUUGGGGGGGAGUUCAAGACGGAGGAGACGGCGGCGGAGUCCGAGAGGUCUUCGAUUACGGGAGCCGGUGCCGGUGCCGGCGGCGGCGGCGGGGCGGCGGGGGGCCCGAGCAUGAUGGCGAGAGCGUCGAGCGCCCCGCCGGCGCUGCGGUACAGCGGCGGGAACGCGGGCGGCGGCGGCGGCGGCGGCGGCGGCGGCGGCAGCGCGGGGGUGGUGGCGAUGCCGACGGUCGGGGAGGUGGUCGACGUGCCGGACAGGGAGGAGGAGGAGGAGGCGAGCAGCUCGGUCGGGUCUUCUUCUGGUCCGUCUUCUCCGGUGGUGGAAGUCACGUCGAAGGCGAGUGAUGGCAAAGCCGCAGAAGGCACGGCGAAGAAAGAGGGCGGCACGGCCGCGGCAGCGGCAGCGGUAGUGGCAGCGGUGGAAGCGGAAGAAACUCCGCAGGAAGGAGGGGCGGAUCCGACGGCGGUAGAAAACCUAGGCGCCACGACCACCGGUGGUGUGGAGGGUGGUAGUGGCGGCGGCGGCGGCGGCGGCGGCGGCGGUGUCGAGGAGACACCGGUGGCCUCGGAGCCCGCCUCGGGGAGCGCGGAGGAGGGAAAGACGGCGGUCGUUGCUCCUGCGGGGCAAGACGAGGGGAAAGCAGCCGAAGAGGCCGCCGAGAGAGAAGCUAACGUGGCUCGGGGCGCGGCGGCGACGGUGGCGGCCAGGGUGGCGGCCAAAGCGGCGAGGGCUGGGGAGGAGAAGACGCCGAUUGACGAGGAGGGGGAGGACGGUGGUGCCGCCGCCGCCGCCGCGGAUGGCAUCCUUGAGGCCGCGGUGCAGACGGACAGCCAGCCGCGACGGAUGGGCCCACGGGCAAUGCCGUCCAUCAGCGUCAUUCAGCGAUUCGAGACCUGGGAGAGCUACGACGCAGUUUUCUGCAACUAUUUCAGCUUUGGGGUGGACGCUAUCGCAGCUUCGGCGUUCCACGAGCACAGACAAGCGUACCCGCAGCUCUUCACCAGCAGGUUUCGGAAUCAGGUCUGGUACGCGAGGAAAGGCUUCCCGGCAGCGGGGGGCAUCCCGUGCGGUUCUCAGCCCCCGCCCCCGCCGGUGUCCAAGUACCUCGAGCUCCGAGUGAAGAGCACACCGAGCAGCGACUGGGAGACCUUGGAGCUGGACAACACUCUCAGGGGAGUGGUCGUGCUUAACCUGCAGAGCUACGGAGGAGGACGCAAUCUGUGGGGCACUGCGCAGCCCGGGUGCUCGCAGAAGCAAUUCGCCAAGGCCGCUCCGGAUGACGGGCUGCUGGAGAUCGUGGGAAUCACGAACAUCUUCAAGCUCGGGUGCAUCAUGGGCUGCAACAAGGCGGGCGCGAGGGCUCACCGGCUAGCUCAGUACCCAACAGAUGGGGGUGUAGCUCAGGGGUAG